Messenger RNA from Trichoderma asperellum CBS 433.97, 315 nucleotides. RefSeq lists its product as uncharacterized. The record is from RefSeq and is a predicted model, not a curated record. NCBI's taxonomy places the organism in Eukaryota, Fungi, Ascomycota, Sordariomycetes, Hypocreales, Hypocreaceae.
AUGGCCCUCACAGAGCCGCAGAUUGAUAUUAUCGCGAAAUUGCCGCUCAAUGACCCGCUGACCACGGUCGGGACAAAUUGCGCGAAAGAGAAAACGGAAAAUUCUCUCGAUCUUGGAUUCAACAUGUACAAUCCAUCAGGGAAGUAUCAAGAAGAUGUGAGGUACGAGAAUGGCAAAGCGCUCGGAUAUGAGCGUGAAGAUAUGGACGAGGAUAAGAAUGUCAAUAAGUAUGAACAUGAGCAUAAACAUGGAGAAGGAAAUGAGACUAAGAGUAAGGACGAGGAUGAAGAACAUUUUGGCUUUUACGGGGAUUAG